AUGGCGAGAAUGCCUGCCAGCGGAGACACGGAGCAGGAACGGAUGAGCUGCCCCGAGAGGCGCAGGGAGCAGGAGGAUAACGAGGAGGAGGAGGAGGAGGAGGAGGAGGAGGAUGAAGAUGAGAUCCAGGAGGUCCAGAUCACCGGGGAGGAAGAGGACGAGGAGUCCGACAGGGAUGGCGUGGAGCUGGAGUGGGAGUCAGGGGGCACGGUGCUGGGCUCCAGCUGUUCCGCCGCGGAGAUGCGGGCGGUCGUUAUGCAGAGUAUGGACCGAGAAGAGGGGGGGGAGGCGGAGCCCUUCAGCGGCAGCGUCCCCGCUGAGCUGGAGUCUCACCUGGAGGGACACCUUCAGCGGUCCGAGCGGAACAGGCUGAGCGAGAACACCCGCCUGGCCACCCGGUACGCGGUGAGGAUCUUCAGGGAGUACCUUAGCGAGAAAGCCCAAAGUCCGGACUUUGAAACUCUGGACAAGGAGGCGCUUUGCGCGGUGCUGCGCUCCUUUUACGCGGAGGCGCGCUCCAAAAGUGGACAGCUGUACAGCAAGUCGUCCCUCAUCAGCAUCCGGAGCUCCCUGAAUCGGUAUCUGAACGAGCCGCCCUACUGCCGCACCUUGGACCUCACCAAGGACCCGGAGCUGCGCAGCGCCAACCUGACCCUGGCUGCGGUCAUACGGAGGCUGGAGGAGCAGGGCGCCGGUCCCGUGGUGCAGAAACAAGCCAUCACGCGCUCGGACCUGCGGAAACUGUACGAGUCCUCCGUGUUCAACACCGACACGCCGUUCGGGCUGCUCAACAAAGUGUGGUUCGAGACCUGUAUGUAUUUCUGCACCAGGGGCCGGGAAAACCAGCGGGAGCUUGAGGAGGACUCGUUCGGUCUGGCGGUGGACGAGGACGGGAGAAAGUUUGUCUAUUUUAAAGCGCUCGGACCGUACCACAAGUCCCGCUCCGCCGCCUGGACCAAGAAGCGUCCGGACGCGGACGAGGAUACCUUGCCGCGGAUGUACGAGACGGGCUCGGAGCAGUGUCCGUACGCCAGCUUCGUCCGCUACGUGUCGAAGCGGAACCCGCUCUGCAGGGCGUUCUUCCAGCGGCCGCGGGACCACUGCUGCGCGAGCGACGUGACGUGGUACGAGAACAAAGCUAUCGGCAAGAACCUGUUGGGCACGAGGAUGCAGAUGUUGUCGCGCGCUGCCAAGCUCUCCAAGACCUACACCAACCACUGCAUCGGCGCCGUCUCCAUAGCGACGCUCAACAGCAUCGUGGGCGCCGCGGGCUCCAGGACGACGACGACGACGACGACGCUUUACGUUGCCUCGGAAACGGUCAACGGCCACGCGCAGUCCCACCUCCAGCUCGUGAUCCCGUACCUCCGCCGGGUAACCGACGCUGCGGAUGUGAACCCGGCAGCAACGACAAUAAACUCAUCAACAUCAACAACGACAACGACAAAAAAAAGAGUCAGCGCCGAGGAGGACCCGGGGGCUCCUCGCGCCAAGAGACUGUGCGCGGGCCCGGGGACACGCGCGGAUUCGCCCGUAGAGCGGAAGGAGAACGAGCCGGUCCCCGCUAGAGCCGCGGAGUCCUGUAUACACACCCAGCCCGAGGGGCGGUCCCCGGUCGCUGUGCCCGCAAAGGUAACAAAGGACAUGUGGUCGCCCACACAACCUUCAAGCAGUAUGUCCAGUCAGCAGCAGGUCUCUGGGUCUCCUGUGUCUCCCCUGAGCUCUGCCGGCAUUCCCACGCCAGCCCAGCUCACUAAAACCAACGCACCCGUCCACAUCGAUGUCGGAGGACACAUGUACACCAGCAGCCUGGCCACCCUUACAAAGUAUCCUGAGUCACGGAUUGGUCGUCUGUUCGAGGGAACGGAGCCCAUAGUGUUGGACAGUCUUAAGCAGCACUACUUCAUUGAUCGGGAUGGCCCCAUGUUCCGCUACAUACUUAACUUCCUCCGGACCUCAAAACUCCUCAUCCCCGAUGACUUCAAAGAAUACUCCCUGCUCUACGAAGAGGCCAGUUUCUUUCAGCUGACGUCUCUGCAGGCUGAGCUGGAACUCUGGAGGACCGAGCAGGAAUGCGUGGGAUUGUCUCUGGAGUGCGAGUGUGUCGUCAUUCAUGUGGCUCCGGAGCUUGGUGAGAGGAUCAGCGUGAGCGCCCACCGGGCCGUGAUCCAGGAGGUUUUUCCUGAGGUCAGAGAUGUCAUAUCCAAUACCCUGAACACCAGCUUGGACCAGGAAUCCACGCACAUCAUUCGCUUUCCACUCAACGGCUACUGCCACCUCAACUCUGUCCAGGUGUUGGAGCGGUUACAGCAGAAGGGUUUCUGGAUCACAGGUUCAUGUGGUGGUGGAAUUGAUUCUUCCCAAUUUAGUGAAUACAUUCUACGAAGGGAAAGCCGAGGCAGCCGACACCCCCCGACCCUCAUCCGAAUAAAACAGGAAUUCAAGGACUGAGCAAACAGAAGUCCCCCUUUUUGCACACAUAUCAGUGACUGUUUCUCCCACUGACAGCAGAUUCACUUCAGCAAAGACUACAUA
This is a messenger RNA of Anoplopoma fimbria (sablefish), 2535 nucleotides long. RefSeq lists its product as uncharacterized. The coding region runs from base 1 to 2451 and encodes 816 amino acids. Gene Ontology annotation, biological process: protein homooligomerization. The transcript is spliced from 6 exons. Lineage: Eukaryota; Metazoa; Chordata; Actinopteri; Perciformes; Anoplopomatidae. Gene Ontology annotation, molecular function: protein binding. The record is from RefSeq and is a predicted model, not a curated record.